UGUUCUUUAUUUGUUGCAGUGGGAAGUAUGAAAGUGUUGCUCAGCCUUAUGAAGGUUGACGUUAGCUAGCGGGGUACAUUUUGUAAUGCAAGUUUAUGCUUUCAGACACUGGAAUAUUUAAAUUUGGAAGCGCUAACUUACUUUGUCUAUUGUUUUAUGAGUUAAGGUAACUUAGAGCUAACGUUAGGUUGUUCAUGAGUGAGUGUUAACAAUGGCGCUUAAACUUUUUUGGACACUGAGACCAAUUUUAGGGGCUAACUGUCGAAGUAACGUUAAACCAUAUGGACAGUCGAUAAAGGCGAGUUUGUGGCCAGUAAAAUGCUACAGCACUGCAACGGGAGGUGAAGACACUGGACCAGCUGCGGGACAGACUGUGGUCACAGAGCGCAGGGGGUCCGUGGUUACCGUGGCGAUAAACCGCCCUGAGGUGCGUAAUGCGGUGAACCAGGAGACGGCGAGGCGUCUGCUCAAAGAGCUGGAGGCCUUCGACAGUGACAAAGACCUGAACGUGGCUGUCCUGCACGGGAAAGGAGGGAAUUUCUGUGCUGGUUAUGAUCUGAAAGAGCUGGCCAAUCGCAAAGCCCGACUCAAAUUGGAGAAAGAUGUCACCAAGGGUCCCGGUCCGAUGGGUCCCUCCCGUUUGGAACUGUCAAAGCCGCUGAUAGCAGCUGUCAGCGGCUACGCUGUGGCUGGAGGGCUGGAGCUGGCUCUGCUGGCGGAUCUGAGAGUGGUGGAAGAGAGUGCCGUCAUGGGGGUGUUCUGCCGCAGGUUCGGAGUUCCCCUGAUUGACGGAGGUACAGUGCGGCUCCCGCGUCUCAUUGGUCUGUCACGAGCCCUGGACCUGAUACUGACCGGCCGGCCAAUCAGCGCACAGGAGGCUCUUGCCUAUGGACUGGCUAACAGAAUUGUUCCUGAUGGCCAAGCUUUACAGGCAGCGCUGGAGUUAGCAGAGCAAAUCAGCUCCUUCCCUCAGCAGUGUCUGCGGGCCGAUCGCUCCUCUGCCAUGCACAGCUGCUACGACGCUCUCUCCUUCACACAGGCCAUGCAGUAUGAGAUCGACCAUGGAAUUCCUGUCAUCCAAUCAGAAGCUGUCAACGGGGCUACCAGGUUCACUGCCGGAGCAGGAAGAGGAGGAGAAUUCUCCUAGCAAUUUAGUUUGCAGAGGCCUUUGUGAAGUGUGAUCUUCAGGUGAUCUAACACAUCUUGCUGUAUCCAUGUUUGAGGUUCACUGCUUUAAGACCACAGACUGAAAACAACAUGCAGUAGAACUCUGCCCCUUCAACCAUACUGAACAAACCUGAUCAAUUUGUGUUUUAAAUAAUGUUUGAUGCAUCCAAUUUUCGAUUAUGAGAAUGCCAGCUCAUUACCUAACCAAUGAUAUUAGCUAGCUAGCCAAGCAUCACUUCCUAAAAUUCAGAAAUUAGUUAUUAGUGACAGGCUUUUUAAAGUAAUGCAACUGCAAAGCCUUCAUUCUGCAAUCAGGUUGUGCUAAAAUGGUUCAUUCUUUCACCCUGUUGUAUUUUUACAUUUAAAUAUUAUUAUUUCGAUUGGGUAAAGGUUGUAAUUGUGAGCAACCAUCAGAGUUUUUGGUGAAAUACCAUCUAAAAUACCAGAAAGACAAAGGUGAAGUUAGUCUAAGGUUUAAUUUAAGGCCAGGAUUUGCAAUUGUUGUACAGUAUCAUUUUCCUCCCAACUGUCAGUCCACUAGCUUUAAUGGUUGGGAGGGAAGGAAGCUUCAUAUUCAGUAUAGACGAGGACAUUAAAGGGGCAGCUCUGGAUUUUUGAAGUGGGACUGUAUGAGGUACUUAUCCAUAGUCAGUGUAUUACCUGCAGUAGAUGGCGGUUUGCGUGCCUCCAGUUUGGAGAAGCAGAGAGUUGUACCCACACAGAAGCUCAGCAAUGUACUGCCGUUGUCAGGGUCAACAGCAAAGCAUGUUAUAGCCACCUAAAAGAUAGCCGUUCAACUGUACGCUAUAUUUAGAAUAUUUUCAGCUCUUUACUGUGCUGUCAGACAGCCAUUUCAUUUAGGACUACUUUUUAUACUAUGCCAUUGGAGAUUUUUGGGUCAGACUUUCAGGGGUUUUUGGAAGAGACAACAAAUACAAUACAUUUUUAAAUGAGCAACGGUGAAGUGCUGUCCCCUGUGGAGACCAGGGUAUACCUUCUGUCUGUCUUAUUAUCUGUGUUUUUUAUAAUCUUCAGGAAAGUGAUCACUGCAAAUGCAGAGUUGUCUCAAUGUUGCACUUCGAGUGUUGAUGUCUAGAUUCAAUGCACCUAGUCACAGCUGUCUAAGCCCAACAUCAUUCAAAGGAACAUGGUCUAAGUCUAAAUGGUGACCAGGACAUGUCUUUGUUUGAACAGCCCUGAAAAACACAAGCACGUUUUAUCUUUUAAAUCUUUUGAAAAUUGAAGCACUUUCUAAACCAAACAGCUGAUCUUAAGCAGUGUAAAACAAUGAGCAGCCAAGUUACAUUUUUCAGUAGUUCUACGGUUAAGAAGAUUUAGUUUUAAAGGAAAUGUCUGUCUGACGGCAAGGUAAAGCACUGAAAAUAUUAAUCACAUAGCACACUUAGUACACUUGAACUAUUUUCGGUGGGCCUUAUUUAAUGUUUUACAGCUGACCCUAUCCACAUCAGUACAUUGCUUAGCUUCUGUACCAGUACAACUCUGCUUCACCAAAACUGAUGACGCGCUGAACACCUUCAACUGCAGCUGAUACACGGAGAAUGGAUUUACCUAAUACAGUCCCACUUUAAAAACAUUUUAAAAACCCAAACUAUCCCUUUAAUUUUCCUGAUGCAAAAGACAGACACACAUCUAUCUAUGUCUUCACCAAAACCAGGUUUAACCCAAGUUGAUUAAACACUGUAAUUGCUCAUUUGAGUAUCAGCCUAUUACUCAGAUUUUUUUAUUCAUAAGUAUUCAUGUUGUUUAAAGAUAUGGUCUUGCACCUAUAAUAGACUUUAUUUUCUCCAAAGCAAAUCAUUGAGGAGAAUCACUGAGUUAUCUUUACGUGCUGGGUGAUGCAGGGCUAUAAGGAGGCGCUGUGACCACAAAAGUAAUCCAACACAAAAGACUAAAAAGGCAUCAAAAGCACAAAACCUGCAGCAGCUCGCCAUUGUUCCUUUGACUUAGAGUGAAAAACAGUUGAUUACUGGGAUAAGACAUGUGUCGCGUACGUGUGUGUGUGUGUGAGACCUAGUAACCAUAGAAAUAUACUAUAAUUAUUGCAGAAGAUUCAGCAUUUCUAGUUAGAUAUGUGCCAGGUGUAAGCAUUCCUAUGGUUUUGGAGCACACUUCCCCUUCAUUUUGCGUGCUGGGGAGGCGUGUGUGUGUUAGCACAUAACACACAUAAGAUUCUCUCUGUGUGAACUCUUUCGUGACCUUUUUAAUGCUCUUUAAUAAAAAUGUCUCGCAGGAAGACUGAAGAUUGAACUAAAACCAAGAUGUGUGUGUAUGUGUGUGUGUGUGUGACUAAAAGAGAUAGAUGCAGACAGACAAAGACCUCAUUAGGUCUAGGAGGUGUCCUGUCUAGACAGUGUGAUGACAGGACACAGAACCUCUGUUUAAUGUUUCCUCCUCCUCCCUCUGCUUCCAGUUCACCCAGCAUACACACACACACAUACACAUCACCUGUUCUGCCUCCAGGGAUACACACACACGGUUGCUUAAUGUCAAGCAAAAUGUUAAGGACAUAUAGAAGUAUUUAAGUGCUUUUGUCAAUCAUUGUCAGCCUACAGUGUGCAGCUUGUUUAUCUCGGGAUUGUCACAGUAGCACUGGAAAGCACCAAGGAAGAAGAGGGUUUUUAUUUGUUUCUCAAACUCGCAUUAACCACUAAAUCUGUGUUACAAAACAGGAAUAAGCUGUCCUUUAGGGAAUUUUGAGUCCAAGAAAAACAAACAAUAAAAUCUCUGAUAAAUGACCUUCUUGAGAGCACCGGUUCUCCGUUAGCCCUGCAUGGUGUCUUCAGCCCUGGUUUUGUUAUUUUAGAGUUUGAUCAGUUGGUGUCUGCUCACACACAUGAUUUUUAUUAUAUUUUUUUUAUCUUAAACACGUUUUAAGUCAUGUUAUUUUUUUACUGUAUUGACAGGAUUUCUGCUUGGUAGACAGGAGAAACAUUUUAAAAUCUCAUCUGGUAUGGUGUGCCCCUCAUAAUGGUUGUCAGUAAUAUUAAAUAAAAGUCUACAAAAGUUUUAAUGAAGGGGCAGUAGCGUGCAAAAACGCCAGCAUAGUCUUUUUUGACAUGUUGUAAAAAGACUUAUGUAAAUUAAAAAUCUGACAGUUUUAC
Micropterus salmoides (largemouth bass) is the source of this 4289-nucleotide messenger RNA. RefSeq lists its product as uncharacterized. NCBI's taxonomy places the organism in Eukaryota, Metazoa, Chordata, Actinopteri, Centrarchiformes, Centrarchidae. Gene Ontology annotation, molecular function: catalytic activity. The transcript is spliced from 7 exons. The coding region runs from base 212 to 1147 and encodes 311 amino acids. The record is from RefSeq and is a predicted model, not a curated record.